UCCUCGGCCAAACCAAGCCAAGCUCCUGCCUCUCCUGCUCUCUGCCCAUCUCAGUCUCACCAUGAGCUGUCGCCUACAGAGUUCCUCCGCCAGCUAUGGAGGUGGCUUCGGGGGUGGCUCCUGCCAGCUCGGAGGAGGUCGCAGUAUCUCUACCUGCUCAACCCGGUUUGUCUCCGGGGGAUCUGCUGGGGGCUUUGGGGGUGGUGUGAGCUGCGGCUUCGGUGGAGGGGCCAGUAGUGGCUAUGGGGCUGGCUUCGGAGGCAGCUUCGGAGGUGGCUUCGGAGGUGGCUUUGGUGGGGGUUUUGGUGGAGGCUUUGGUGACUUCGGCGGUGGAGAUGGCGGCCUCCUCUCCGGCAACGAGAAGAUCACCAUGCAGAAUCUCAACGACCGCCUGGCCUCCUACCUGGAGAAGGUGCGUGCCCUGGAGGAGGCCAAUGCCGACCUGGAGGUGAAGAUUCGAGACUGGCACCUAAAGCAGACCCCGACCAGCCCGGAGCGUGACUACAGUCCCUACUUCAAGACCAUCAAUGAACUCCGGGACAAGAUCUUGGCGGCCACCAUUGACAACAACCGGAUCAUCCUGGAGAUUGACAACGCCCGGCUGGCUGCCGACGACUUCAGGCUCAAGUAUGAGAAUGAGCUGACCCUGCGCCAGAGCGUGGAGGCCGACAUCAAUGGCCUGCGCAGGGUGCUGGACGAGCUGACCCUGACCAAGACCGACCUGGAGAUGCAGAUCGAGAGCCUGAACGAGGAGCUGACCUACAUGAAGAAGAACCACGAGGAGGAGAUGAAGGAGUUCAGCAACCAGAUGGUCGGCCAGGUCAACGUGGAGAUGGAUGCCACCCCAGGCAUUGACCUGACUCGCGUGCUGGCAGAGAUGAGGGAGCAGUAUGAGGCCAUGGCAGAGAAGAACCGCCGGGAUGCAGAGGAAUGGUUCCACAGCAAGAGCGCUGAGCUGACCAAGGAGGUGUCUUCCAGCACGGCCAUGAUCCAGACCAGCAAGACAGAGAUCACCGAGCUCAGGCGCACACUCCAGGGCCUGGAGAUCGAGCUGCAGUCCCAGCUGAGCAUGAAAGCCGGGCUGGAGAGCACACUGGCGGAGACGGAGUGCCGCUACGCCCUGCAGCUGCAGCAGAUCCAGGGCCUCAUCAGCAGCAUCGAGGCCCAGCUGAGCGAGCUCCGCAGUGAGAUGGAGUGCCAGAACCAGGAGUACAAGAUGCUACUGGACAUCAAGACGCGGCUGGAACAGGAGAUUGCCACCUACCGCAGCCUGCUGGAGGGCCAGGACGCCAAGUUGAUCGGUUUCCCCACAGGAGGAACCUCCAGCAGCAGCUCCAGUCGCCGGAUUUGAGAACAGUAGGCCUUAAAUCUGCCAGGCAGUCCCUCCCUCUGUCUUCAGCACCCAGAGGAGGAGAGAGCUGAAGGCUCCCUGCAGGAGCGAGGGAGGGACUGCGAGGGGCCCCGGCCACUCUGCGCCCGGC
Odocoileus virginianus texanus is the source of this 1481-nucleotide messenger RNA. It is a transcript of the gene KRT13, whose product is annotated as keratin 13. NCBI's taxonomy places the organism in Eukaryota, Metazoa, Chordata, Mammalia, Artiodactyla, Cervidae. Gene Ontology annotation, biological process: epithelial cell differentiation; intermediate filament organization. Gene Ontology annotation, cellular component: cytoskeleton; keratin filament. Gene Ontology annotation, molecular function: structural molecule activity. The record is from RefSeq and is a predicted model, not a curated record.